AUGGCUUUCGUGCUCGGCUUGGCAGCUCCGGCCUCUCUUCCCACCGCCGCCGCAGCAAGUCCACGUUAUUCCCAGAGCGGGAGCCGCAGCCGCCAUGGCCGACCAAUGAUUCACCACAGCUCUCAGUUUCAGUACUGCAGACCUGCCAUUCUCAGCAGCCAAACUCAUCAUGAUCAGAAGACGAUAGUGAGGCGAUCCGCCAACUACCAGCCCCCCAUUUGGGAACAUCACUAUUUGCAGUCACUGAGCAGUGAAUAUACGGGAGAUGGGUACGGGAAGCGGUCGGCGGAACUGAAAGAGGCUGUGAGGAGGAUGAUGAGGGAGAAGACGGAGGAUCCAUUGGAGAAGCUGGAGUUGAUAGACGCAGUGCAGAGGCUUGGAGUGUCUUACCAUUUUCGGGCUGAGAUUAGAAGCACGCUUGAGUUGAAGACGAUGAACAAUGAUGAUGGUCUCAUAGUAAGUGAUUGGUGCAGCAAAGGGGAUCUGUACGCUGCUGCCCUCCAUUUCAGGCUCUUGCGCCAGCACCAGCAUGAGGUCCCUCAAGAGAUUUUCCGAAGCUUCAAGGACAAGUCCGGGAAGUUCAAGGAGUCGUUGGGUGGGGACACCAAGGGACUUCUCUCCUUGUAUGAGGCGUCCUUCCUUUCAUUGGAUGGUGAAAGUAUAUUGAAAGAGGCAAGACAAUUCUCAACUAAGCAUCUCAAAGAGUACUUGAUGAUUAACAGAAGCCCGGAUGAUGAUGAUGAUGGUGAUGAGAAUCAUGAGAUGCUGCUGCUAGUAGCUCAUGCUUUGGAGCUUCCAUUACAUUGGACCAUGCCUAGGGUGGAGGCCAGGUGGUUCAUUGAUGCAUAUGAGAGGAGACCAAACAAGAAUGCCAUCUUGCUCGAGUUUGCCAAACUAGAUUUCAAAAUGCUGCAAGCUAUUGACCAAGAAGACCUAAAACAUGCUUCCAGGUGGUGGAACAGCUUAAGAUGGAGGGAGAGGUUACCCUUCGGAAGGGACAGGAUACUGGAGAAUUUUUUAUGGGCUGUUGGACAGGGUUACGAGCCUCAAUUCCAAUACUACAGAAGAAUGAUCACAAGAAGCAACCAAAUCUUAACUUCCAUUGAUGAUAUGUAUGACAUUUAUGGUACAUUGGAUGAGCUCCAACUCUUCACAAAUGCAGUUGAAAGGUUGUCAAAAUGUUUGUUUAUUUAAAGAAAAUAUCAUCCAUACAUUUAAAUUUAAUAUUUAUGGUGAUAUUUUAUAUCAAAAUUAAUGACAAACAAUCUGGGUUCUCA
This is a messenger RNA of Diospyros lotus (date-plum), 1277 nucleotides long. RefSeq names its product (-)-alpha-terpineol synthase-like. Lineage: Eukaryota; Viridiplantae; Streptophyta; Magnoliopsida; Ericales; Ebenaceae. The coding region runs from base 1 to 1194 and encodes 397 amino acids. The record is from RefSeq and is a predicted model, not a curated record. The transcript is spliced from 4 exons. Gene Ontology annotation, molecular function: terpene synthase activity; magnesium ion binding.